Molecule: messenger RNA, 201 nt
Organism: Anisakis simplex (herring worm)
Lineage: Eukaryota; Metazoa; Nematoda; Chromadorea; Rhabditida; Anisakidae
Source: the annotation of a GenBank genome assembly
GGUUUGCAAUUGGAUCGUGAACAUCGAAAUAUUUGGAUAUCAUUUGCAUUGAUCAUAGUAUUCGGUUUUACUGCAUUUGUAAAACUUAAAAGUGAUGUGAUCAGAACCAGAAAAGAGGAGAUGGCCGAACGUGAAAGAAUUCGUAAACAGUUGCAUUUGACCGGUGAAAGCCGUAAGAGCAUUGGUAUCGUUGAGAAUUGA